Oppiella nova is the source of this 1816-nucleotide messenger RNA. NCBI's taxonomy places the organism in Eukaryota, Metazoa, Arthropoda, Arachnida, Sarcoptiformes, Oppiidae. The record is from the annotation of a GenBank genome assembly.
GCGAAACGAGUGCUGAGUGUGUGAGCAAUAAAUUGAAUGAUAUUUUUGUGUCAAAUGUUAACCAAAAAUAUUGAAAUGAAAUUAAAAUGACUUUUAAAUGAGUUUUAAAUGAGUUUUACAUUCAAUUCAAUCACAAUAUUAUGCAUGAAAUUAGUGACCAAUGAAUGAAUGCAUUGAAUGAACGCGAAGAGCAAUAACUGAUCCAAUGGCCGACCACCAGAUGAUCACCGAUUGGAUCAAUUGUGGCCCUUAUGUGACACAAGACCUGGAAGUGAUCGAAGACGAGUCGCUUCUGGAGGCGAUCUUCCGAUACGUGGAGCACUCGCGCACUGAUGACCAGUGUUUGGAAGGGAUUUGCAAUAAAUUGUAUUCAUAUUAUCGCUCAAACGACGAGCGAUUGGUCCGCUUCUGUCUGGCAUUCAUUCCUCCGCUGAUUGGUGUCCACGUCGUGAACGCAACCAAUUGUACGCCCAAUCGUGCCGUCGAUGUCCUACUUCUGGGCGUCUAUAACCUGGAAGUGGUCGACAGCGAGGGCCAGCUGUUGGCGCAUACAUUCCGAUUGAUGUCAUUAGCGAAGCCCUCUGUAUAUCACGAGCCGUCACCACAUUCUUCGGCUGCGAACCAGUCCUCACUCCUCACUGAACACAACAUUUCAAAGCUCGACAACAUUUGCGGUGAUCUCGAGAUUCCACUCUUCGGUCCCUACCCUGAGGUCGAGCACAUUGUCGCCCAGAAUCGCAUGGAUGUGAUCACUGUCUUAAUGAAAGUCUUCAAUCAAAACAUUAGUUUAUUAAACAAGAAAUCGUUGACCGCUUUGUGUCGCAUGUCUUUGAGACUUCUACGCCAGGGAUCUAUCAAUAUAUCGAUUGAAAAGUUGAAUUCAGUGAAUGUGAACGCAUUGUUCGCUUGCAAUCAAUUGAUUUCCAGAAAUUGCACGAAAAUCCCAUUGAGUUCACAGUUUUUGGUGGAGAUCACGAAUUCCUUAUAUUUUUGUCUCUAUAACGGGGCCACAGAUCUGGCCUUAGAAGCGCUCGAAGAGAUACAUAACAGAGCUGUCAAUCACUUAUAUACAGACGUUUUGCUGAUGACAAAUGCAAUCAGAAAUUCCCUUUUGAUAAACUCGGGUCAGCCCUCCGACGGACCGAUGGGUAUAAACGUGGCGCUGUCGCCCACAUCCAGCACUACGUUAACGACCACAGGAAUGGCAAAGAUAGCCAUCACUAACGCCUCGUUCAAGACUCGCAAACUUCCGGAUGACAUUCCAAUAGUGGCCAACACUCAGAGCGCCACAAACCUCGGGUCCAACCAAUUGGGAUCCAUUAACGAGGAGUCGGAGGAUACCAAAGAGACCACUGAGAAGCCCAAGAGUGCCAUAAAGGGUGUGACGUCAGGCAUCGGCAAAAUGAAUGUCAUUCAGAAGCUUAAAGAUAUCAAAGACAAGAAAAAGGAGACGAAUGUCGCGCAUAAGAGCUCCAAAUAUCAGACGCAGACGUCUCUGAAGUCAGAGAACGGCGAUGUCGUCAAUAAGCUGUUGACUCACGAGGACAGUAGCAAUGAUUACGGGUCCGACACGUCCGGCAUAUCAGACACUAAACUAUCGUUUUCUGAAGAGGCUAUACCUCUGAGUGUAUUGAACACAAACAAAGCUUACUUCGACACCAAUGAGGACAACGCCAGCGAAUCCAGUGCUGAGAGUCGGAACAGCUCUGAGACCGCAAAAGUGCCUCUCGUUAGUGUCAACUCCGAGUCCGCUCUCAAUCCCAAUAAACAUAAUAAUAAUAACGAAACUUCUGUUAACGUCUAAUAAAAAUGACUU